AUGGCUUUGGAAGAGUUCCCCUUUGAAGCCGGAACCUGUGUGCUGCCAAUAGCACCUUACAAACAGGUUCGAGGCAAACUGGACUUCAGGGCUACCGUCGCGGUGUACCUAGAGGCCAUUAGAACACAUGUUGAGAAGAUAACCUCUGGCGAAGUUGCUGGAUCUCAGCCACCGGUGUUGAACUUCCAUUGGAAGGACUUUGUUGAUCUGCACAUUCUGGACCCUUUACUUGAAGAAAAGCCGAAUUGCUUUAGAAUUGGUGCACUUGGUUCCACGACCAGAAUCCCGUGGCAGAAGUGUUUAGACGAACCACAGAACUUGGGGUUUGUCUUUAUCAACCCUUCAUUGGAGCCUGAAACUGAAUUCAGACUGUCAAUAAGAGGUAAAUCGUACCUCUACACUGCAGCACCAUUGCCUAAUAAAAUGGUGUUUUUAGCAGGUGAACUUGCCCUAGUUGGAAGGAUCGGUAAAAGGUUGGCACUGGACCAAGGAUUGAUGAUUGAUGAGUACGUGCGGAGGAAAAUCGUUAGAAAUCAGGAACUCACUCAGGAUCUCGUUGUCAAGUCACCAAUUGAUGCUAAGGAUGAGAUAGAUGGGAUUGCCAAAGCUUUAAACCGUGGGUUGAUAAAUUUCGGUGCAAAAAAGACUGCAAAGAGAGUUGUCGAUAUGAAAUCAUUGGACUUGCCAACUACAAAACUGAGUGAUAAGCUAGAUAAGACCAAGUUGGCAGGUAAUGCACAGGAGAAUGACGAUCGUCAUUUCAGAGACGUUGUUAUCAAGUCGAAAGAUGGGAAAUGGGCAUCGACAGAGCUUUAUGAUUGGAGGUUUUUCAACAAGAAGCUGAACAACCUGAAUAAGAGGAAGGCAUUGCACGGUGUCGUAGAGAAUUAUCUACAGCUGUGUAGUAACUUGGGUAUCACCACAUGGUUAUCACCAGACUCAUUGACCUCUUGGACGUACAAUGGUCUUAUGGGACCUUGGGAAGAUACUGUAAGAUUUGAACUACCUGCAGAGGACUUGAACAGAUUAGCAACAGGCUUCAACUAUUCCUUGGUCAUUGGAGACCCAAAAAACACCACUGGUGGUUAUUUAAUGGAUAUCUCGCCUUGGUAUCUGGAACGAGCCGUUCAACACACUGUGGAAGCAUCUCCAGAUGCUGCUGAUGGGAGAUUUGUCGAUAUAAGAACUGGUAUUUACAUUGAGAUCGCCGGUGUGGCACAAGUGCCUGAUGUUCCAGAAGAAAUAUUGGAGAAGUACCAAGAUAAGGACUUGGAUUCUUAUGUUUUCACAGGAUUUGGUAACCAUUGGUACUUGCCAGAUCUUUUACCUUUGAACAAAACUCUGUAUGAAGGUAAACAGGCACUCGUUCCAAAAACAUUACCUUCUGAUCUUGCACCACCACCUUCUAAGUACGUAUACCGUGAACAUUUACGUCUGUUUGUUGAUGAGGCCAAAUGCUCCUAUGUUCCUGAAGAGGAGAAGGAUAAAUUCGAUCUGACAUACAUCGGUUGUUGUCAUGAUAAUCUGAUCUGGAAGGAGUAUAACUCUACGAAAAAUGCAACCCUACAAUUCCUGAAUGUUAACGGAUAUCCUAUCAAUGUCAAAGAUGAAGUGUCCAUAAUAUUUGAUUAG
Williopsis jadinii is the source of this 1632-nucleotide messenger RNA. RefSeq lists its product as uncharacterized. Lineage: Eukaryota; Fungi; Ascomycota; Saccharomycetes; Phaffomycetales; Wickerhamomycetaceae. The record is from RefSeq and is a predicted model, not a curated record. The transcript has a single exon. The coding region runs from base 1 to 1632 and encodes 543 amino acids.